AGACUUUCUCCUGCAUUUACCGGCGCGCUUUGGGGCACGUUUAAACUCCCGCAAAUUCCCGACAACUAUCGAUUGACCCGUAUUGUCGAUCAACGAGGCCAGCGCACGCGCACAGUAGUACCUGUGACAUGGAUAGAGGAAGAGAAUGGGGACAAAGUCCUAUGCUUCAUCGACUCUGGGGCAGCGUUUCCUGUUUCGGAUAUCACAUAUGAAAUGGAAUUUAGUGAGCCAAAAAUGGAGGCGGGUCCUGAAUUUGAUCAAACUUCGUAUAGAGUACAGGUCUUCCCGGAUGCAUGGCCUCAGCCGGGCUACCCCUUUGCUGUUAUUACAGCCGAAGCGCCAUCAUCAUCUAACCUAACCUACUCUUUUUAUACUUCUGACAAUGAAAAAGCCAUAGCUGUUGAUCCUCACACAGGAGAACUCUUCCUAACGUCAACACUGCCACCUGGAGACGAGUUUUGCGCAGUUCUGGUAGUAAGAGACCAGUUUGGCCAAGAAAAGAGCGUACCAGUGGCGAUAAAUACAGGUUUGGAUUACUAGGA
Molecule: messenger RNA, 542 nt
Organism: Strongylus vulgaris
Lineage: Eukaryota; Metazoa; Nematoda; Chromadorea; Rhabditida; Strongylidae
Source: the annotation of a GenBank genome assembly